This is a messenger RNA of Trichosurus vulpecula (common brushtail), 474 nucleotides long. Its product is annotated as prostaglandin-H2 D-isomerase-like. Gene Ontology annotation, molecular function: small molecule binding. Bases 1 to 474 code for a protein of 157 amino acids. The transcript has 2 exons. Lineage: Eukaryota; Metazoa; Chordata; Mammalia; Diprotodontia; Phalangeridae. The record is from RefSeq and is a predicted model, not a curated record.
AUGGGAGCUGCCCUACAGUUUGUAGGAACGUGGUACAGUGUGGGAUUGGCCUCUAUCUUCCCCUGGUUCCUGAAAAAGAAGGCAGAGCUGAUGAUGUGCAAGACCAUCCUGAUUCCACAAGCCGAUGGAGCAGUCAACUUCACCGCCACCUUUGUCAGCAGCAACCUGUGCGAAACUCGAAGCUCACUCCUGAGGAAGACCCAGCAGCCAGGACACUACAUUUACAAAAGCAUCAAGUUGGGGAGUGAACACAACAUCUUUGUGGUGGAAACCAACUGUGAAGAAUACUCCCUGCUGUAUAGCACUAAAACCAAAGGCAACAGUAACUUCAACAUGGCAACUCUCUACAGCAGAACCAAGGAUGUGAGACCUGAGCUGAAGGAGAGGUUCAUCAUGUUUGCCAAGUCCCAUGGCUUCACAGAAGACACCAUUGUCAUCCUGCCCAAAACUGAUCAGUGUGUCGAUGAAAACUAA